CCCAAAAACCACUUGAAAGUCACCGUUUAUCUCUGCAAAUCCCGGUUUCAGUUUCCGGCUGGAUUCUGGUGCAUUGAGUACACCGAGUCGUCCAUCAUAGUUUCCGGCUGGAUUCUGGUGCAUUGAGUGCACUGAGUCGUCCAUCAUCGGUAGCAGCGGACCGAACCUAAUCGCUUCUUAUUCAACGUCAUCGAUUUUUCUCUCGAAUAUGAGUAGCUUGGUUGAAAGGUUGAGGAUUAGGUCGGAUCGGAGGCCGAUAUAUAACUUAGAUGAAUCAGAUGAUGAUGCGGAUCUUGUUCCAAAAAAGCCUGGUGCUCAAGAAAAGUUUGAGCCGAUAGUCAGGAUUGAUGCGAAAGACAAUGCAUGUCAAGCUUGUGGCGAAGGUGAAAAUCUUUUGAGCUGUGAAACAUGUACUUAUGCUUACCAUCCUAAAUGUUUAGUUCCACCUAUAAAAGCUCCCCUUCCUGAAAACUGGAGGUGUCCUGAAUGCGUUAGCCCUUUGAAUGAUAUUGACAAGAUAUUGGACUGUGAAAUGCGCCCAACAGUAGCUGGUGGUAAUGAUGCCUCUAAGCUGGGUGCAAAGCAAAUUUUUGUAAAACAAUACCUUGUGAAGUGGAAGGGAUUAUCUUACCUGCAUUGUACUUGGGUACCGGAGAAAGAGUUCCUGAAAGCUUUCAAGUCAAAUCCUCGUUUGAAGACUAAAGUGAACAACUUUAAUCGUCAAAUGUCAUCAAUCAAUAACUCUGAGGAAGAUUUUGUUGCCAUUCGGCCAGAGUGGACUACUGUUGAUAGAAUUCUUGCCUGCAGAGGAGACGAGGAAAAAGAAUAUCUUGUGAAGUAUAAAGAGCUUUCUUAUGAUGAAUGUUAUUGGGAGUCUGAAUCAGAUAUCUCUGCAUUUCAACCUGAAAUUGAAAGGUUUAAUAAAAUUCAGUCUAGGUCUCAAAACUUGUCUGCUAGUAAACAGGUUGAGUUGAAAAAGAAAGCACGAGAAUUCCAACAGUAUGAGCAUAGUCCCAAUUUUCUCUCUGGAGGCUCACUGCAUCCAUAUCAGCUUGAGGGGCUGAACUUCUUACGCUUUUCAUGGUCCAAACAAACACAUGUGAUACUUGCUGAUGAGAUGGGCCUUGGAAAAACCAUACAGAGUAUUGCUUUUUUGGCGUCUCUUUUUGAAGAAAGCAUCACUCCACAUUUGGUGGUUGCCCCACUGUCAACUCUGCGAAACUGGGAACGGGAAUUUGCAACAUGGGCUCCCCAAAUGAAUGUUAUAAUGUAUGUUGGCUCUGCUCAAGCCCGUACUGUUAUAAGGGAACAUGAAUUUUAUUUUCCCAAACGUCAUAAAAAAAUCAAGAAAAAGAAAUAUGGUCAGAUUGUUAGUGAAAGCAAACAAGAAAGAAUUAAAUUUGAUGUUCUCCUAACAUCAUAUGAGAUGAUCAACUUGGACACAGCGUCAUUGAAACCAAUUAAAUGGGAAUGCAUGAUUGUUGAUGAAGGCCAUCGUCUCAAAAAUAAGGAUUCAAAGUUGUUUUCUUCCUUGAAGCAAUAUACUAGUAACCAUCGUGUGCUUUUGACUGGAACACCACUUCAGAACAAUCUGGAUGAACUUUUCAUGCUGAUGCACUUCCUUGAUGCUGGGAAGUUUGGAAGCUUAGAGGAGUUCCAGGAGGAGUUUAAGGACAUCAAUCAAGAAGAGCAGAUUAUGAGACUACACAAAAUGUUGGCUCCACAUCUACUUAGAAGGGUUAAGAAAGAUGUUAUGAAGGAGUUACCACCAAAGAAAGAACUCAUAUUACGUGUUGAACUGAGUAGCAAACAGAAAGAAUACUACAAGGCAAUUCUUACCCGCAACUACCAGAUAUUGACCCGACGUGGGGGUGCGCAGAUCUCUCUUAUUAAUGUUGUUAUGGAAUUGCGGAAGCUUUGUUGUCAUCCAUAUCUCCUAGAGGGGGUUGAACCAGAUAUAGAGGAUUCAAAUGAAGCUUACAGACAACUUCUGGAAUCAGCCGGAAAAUUGCAGCUGUUGGACAAAAUGAUGAUGAAGCUUAAGGAGCAAGGUCAUAGAGUUCUUAUAUAUUCACAGUUCCAACGCAUGCUUGAUGUACUAGAAGAUUAUUGUACUUACAAGAAAUGGCAGUACGAACGUAUAGAUGGAAAGGUUGGUGGAGCUGAGAGACAGAUACGCAUAGACCGGUUUAACGCCAAAAACUCUUCCAGAUUUUGCUUUUUGCUGUCUACUAGAGCUGGUGGCUUGGGAAUCAACCUUGCAACUGCUGACACAGUCAUCAUAUACGACAGCGAUUGGAAUCCGCAUGCUGAUCUACAGGCAAUGGCUAGAGCUCAUCGACUUGGUCAGACAAACAAGGUGAUGAUUUAUAGGCUCAUAACGCGAGGUACUAUUGAAGAACGAAUGAUGCAGAUGACAAAGAAGAAAAUGAUUUUAGAGCAUCUUGUUGUUGGAAAGUUGAAGACGCAAAACAUCAACCAGGAAGAGUUGGAUGACAUCAUUAGAUAUGGGUCAAAGGAGCUCUUUGCUGAUGAAAAUGAUGAAGCAGGAAAAUCUCGCCAAAUCCAUUACGAUGAUGCUGCUAUUGAUAGAUUACUCGAUCGUGAUCAUGUUGAUGCUGAAGAGGCUUCAUUGGAUGAUGAAGAGGAAGAUGGAUUUUUGAAGGCUUUCAAGGUGGCAAAUUUUGAAUAUAUUGAUGAAGCAGAUGCCAUAGCAGAAGAAAAGGCACAGAAAGCAGCCAUGGAAAACAAAUCUUCAAUGAGCAAUUCUGAAAGAUCAAACUUUUGGGAAGAGUUGUUAAAAGACAGUUAUGAAGUGCAUAAAGUUGAGGAGUUCAGUGCUUUGGGCAAAGGGAAGAGAAGCCGUAAGCAGAUGGUAUCUGUUGAAGAAGAUGACCUUGCUGGUCUGGAAGGUGUGAGUUCUGAGGGGGAGGAUGACAAUUAUGAAGCUGAUUUGACUGAUGGUGAUACGACUUCAUCUGGAACUCAGAGAAGGCCUUACAGAAAGAGAGCUCGCGGGAGCUCGGAACCAGCACCUUUGAUGGAAGGUGAAGGUAGAUCUUUCAGAGUACUGGGAUUCAACCAGAAUCAGAGGGCUACGUUUGUGCAGAUACUCAUGAGGUUUGGUCUUGGGGAUUUUGACUGGAAGGAGUUUGUCCCGCGUUUAAAACAGAAGACAUUUGAAGAAAUAAGAGAUUAUGGGACUCUCUUCCUAAGGCAUGUUGUUGAAGAUUUAAAUGACUCGCCCACCUUUUCAGAUGGUGUGCCAAAGGAGGGACUUCGAAUUCCAGACGUACUGGUCCGUAUUGCAAUUUUGACGUUGAUACAAGAAAGGAUCCAGUAUGCAGAAGAAAAUCCUGGCAGUCCUCUUUAUGGUGAUGAUAUUGUUGCACGCUAUCCAGCCUUGAAGGGUGGCAAAUUUUGGAAAGAGGAACAUGAUCUAAUAUUACUGCGUGCUGUUCUCAAGCAUGGAUAUGGAAGAUGGCAAGCUAUUGUUGAUGACAAGGACCUGAGGAUUCAGGAAGUUAUAUGCAAAGAGCUGAAUCUUCCAUUUAUAAAUCUACCUGCCCCAGGACAAUCAAGUUCUCAAACACAAAAUGGGGCAACUACAUCUAAUGUGGAAGGACCUGGCAACAACAGUCUGGGUGCUGGGGAUGACAGGACAACUGACAUGGCUCAGGGACCAGUGGAUCCUGCAAGCCAUUCGCAGUUAUAUCAAGACCCUUCUAUACUCUACCACUUCAGAGAUAUGCAGAGAAGGCAGGUUGAGUUUGUCAAGAAAAGGGUACUCCUCUUGGAGAAGGGCCAUAAUGCGGAGUACCAAAAAAUUUACGAUGCUGAAACUGGAAACAGUCCUACUGAAGUGGCUGAGAAUGUACCUGGGGGCUCGGGCGUCGAAGUUCCUAGCACUAUGGAUAUAGACGAUGACUCAAUUGAUCAGUUGCCUGCAUUAGAAGUAAUUGCACCAGAAGAUUUCUCAUUGCCUGGUGACUCUGAACGAACUGAACUAGCCGUUCGGUACAAUGAGAUGUGCAAGAUUCUGGAUCAAAACGUACCAGAAUCAGCGCAAGCAUAUCUAAACAAUCCUGUGAAUCCCUCCCUGAGGAAGAGCCUGCAGCCGCUGGAGACAUUGUUUGAAAAUAUAAGCGUGGCGCUUUCCCCAAACUUGAAGCAGUCAACUACUCAACAAAUUGACCUCGAGCAAGCUACCGGAGCAGGUAUUAUGAUCAGGGAGUCUAUGGAGCAGAAACGUCCAGGAGACAGCAAUGAUGAAGUAGAACCUGACACAAGCUUGGCUGCUACCGCGCCUGCUCAAAAGUAGAAGUGGAGGAAGUGGAUGGUGACUCCAAGAACUGAUGCUGCGCGUUUUUGGGGCAUAGGGUAGAUGGACACAGAUGGGCAUCUGGAUUAGAUCUCUAAUUUUGGAUUAGCCAAUAGUUGUGGUGUAGAUGAGAGAUGAGAUAUUAAAGAUGGAUGUGAUAUAAUUUACUGGGACGAAUUGGUCGCCAUUUCUCAUAGUACAGUUCAAUUACUAAUCAAAGACGUACUCAGUUCACCAUCAAAAGAAAAUUGAUUAAUCCAAUUUACAGACCAAGAGUAUUUUGGGUUA
This is a messenger RNA of Carica papaya (papaya), 4609 nucleotides long. The record is from RefSeq and is a predicted model, not a curated record. Lineage: Eukaryota; Viridiplantae; Streptophyta; Magnoliopsida; Brassicales; Caricaceae.